Messenger RNA from Cercocebus atys (sooty mangabey), 736 nucleotides. Its product is annotated as chromosome unknown open reading frame, human C10orf53. The record is from RefSeq and is a predicted model, not a curated record. The transcript has 3 exons. The coding region runs from base 64 to 345 and encodes 93 amino acids. NCBI's taxonomy places the organism in Eukaryota, Metazoa, Chordata, Mammalia, Primates, Cercopithecidae.
AGAGAGGUUGCUUAGCAGCGUGUGUUUCUCCUUAGCCUUGGCUGCGGCGGCCGAGGCCUGGCGAUGCCCAAGAACGCAGUGGUCAUCUUGCGGUAUGGGCCCUACAGCGCGGCAGGCCUGCCGGUGGAGCACCACACCUUCCGCCUGCAGGGCCUGCAAGCUGUGUUGGCCAGAGAUGGACACGAGGUAAUCCUAGAGAAGAUAGAAGACUGGAAUGUGGUGGAACUCAUGGUGAAUGAAGAAGUCGUCUUCCACUGCAACAUUAAGGACUUGGAGUUCGGAGGCGAUGGUAAACUAGACCCACUGUGUGAAAAGGCCAGGAUAGCCGUGCUGAACUCCUACUGAUCUCCUCGUGGAACAGGCAUCUCAAGUUGGUAGAACAGCAGCUGCCCCAGCCAUUCUAUGAUACAGGGAGAAGUGGCUGUACUGCAGUGUGGACAUUGGGCUCUACUAGUCAGGCAGGGCAACUCGGGCCUGAUCUCCAGCUUACACAGCCUCAGGAAUCUCACCCGGCUGCACAGGAGCUCACAGAAAUAAUAAAAACCACAUCAUUUGUAACAUCUCUCAAUCCCAACCCAUAGGGAGAGCCCUCCAAUAUCAGGUACACAUUGAGCUGAAGGAAACAAUAAAAUGCAAUCAAAUAACAAGGUGCCAUUCCUGACUAAUAACACAUAGUUGCCAGAAGCAUCUGAGAUUCCAUUGUUUAGUACUCAAAUUGCUCAGAACAGGUAAAAUU